GCCCUUCUCUCUUCUACUCCUGGUGCUUUCUUUUGUUGGCCAACAAACGCGUUGUGUCGUCGUCUACUCUGCUUGGUUGUUUCAAUUGGUGUCACGUUGUAGCCCUCACCAGUUUGCCAGCUUUCUCGCCUCUUUUUUUUUCUCUUUUCAAAGGUUGUACGCAGCUACACGCCUGCGCCGCCGCGCCGUACCGUGCCGUCUUCGUUUCUUUACACUAGACCACCCACUCCUUAGAUACACCACUAUAUUGUUUUUCUCUUCUUUCUAGAUUUGCCUCAAGCGCAUCUUAGCGACGUGUGUGUUGUUGUGUUUUGCAAAACAAUACACAACACAGCUGUAUCGGUCUAAUUCUUGUGUGUCUGCAUUUGAGGCUCCGUCGAGAGGCAAGCUUUUUCUUCCAGCUGCUCCACAGGCGGCACGCAUUGCCUCAUCAACUCUUGUUAUAUAUAUAUAUUUAUUUAUUUAGCUCUUCACUUCCACAGCCUGAUUGCUGUGAAUAGAUGUCCUCUGGCAACAGCAGCAGCAGCGGUGGAGCAGCGAUGCUGAUGGCCGACGGUGCAGCCAGCGACGUUGAUGUGACGCCCGUGCGACGUCGCCUCGGCGCGUCGACCGACGACGCAGCCAUCUUUUUUGAGGACACGGUGGACCGGAUGACGGCGCAGUGCAUCGACGCCUCGCCGUCUGCCUUGGCGCUCCUCACACCGCAGCGCAUGCCAGCUAGUCAGGGAGCACGCGUCGACAUGACGGAGUACGACGCGAGUCACCUGGGCUCGCUCUCCUCAGCCCACCGCAAGAGCAGCGGCGAAAACAGCAGCAGUAGCAGCAGCAGCAAGGGCCGUCCCAGUUGUCAGCGCUCCGCCCUGCACGACGUGACAAACACCUCCAACGGGAAGCUGAACUUCUCAACGGGCCCCACCAGCAAAUCGCCGACGCCGAAGCAGGUGCGCUCGAGCAACCCGCAGCUCGGCAGCGGCAAGCAACACCGCGCCGACUCGCACAACUCAGUGUUGACGCGUAGCACUCCGCGGCACAGCACGCAUGAUCGCAGCCCGUCCGCGGCCGAGCCGACGGUGCCGCUGUCGGACUACGAGACCCUGCAGAAGGAGCGCAACCGCUUCGAGAAGAUGUACGAGCACCAGCGCGCGCUGUACGAAGAGAUGGCCGAGAAGCAGGCGGACACCUACCAGACGCUGCAAGAGAAGAUCAUCGAGGUGGUCGCCCUGUCUACGCGGAACGAGGAGAGCAAGCGCUUUAUCCGGCAGCUGAAGCGCGAGUUCUCGGAGAGUCGUUCGCGGGUGAUGGACAUGCAGAACAAGGCGCUCGAGGAGGCCAGGACGGAGCGGAGCACCAAGUCGCACUACGAGGCGCUGAUCCGCGAGCAAGAUCGCAAGUACGAACGUCAGGUGGAGCGGCACGAAAUGAAGCUGGCCGGGAUGGAGAGCCUCGUGAAGGACCUGACCAGCUUGCGCGGGGAUCAGGACCAGCUGCACGUCGCCCAGCUGGACUCGCUGCUGAAGGCGGCGUACUCGAAAAGCACGGCAUUGUUCAGUGACCUGCUGCGGCAGGGACGGCAAAUCGACCUCCUCUAUGACGCAAAGUGUGACUUGGAGAACCAGCUGGAGCAGCUGCGUCGCGAGAAGCGGGAGAUGGAGGCGACCGUGCGGGAGGAGCGCCGUCGCAUGAUGGCGGAGACGGAUCGGCUGAUUGAGCAGAUCGAAGAGCAGCAGCAGUCCAUCUUGAACCUGCGGCAGAUGCUCAUUCGCACCAUGGACAAUCGCGACAACGUCUUCGCGUACAGCCGCGGACCGCGUCGAGCGCAGCGGGACGAGGAGGGCGAUGAGGAAGACAUCGACGAGGAGGACAAGGUGGGCAGCCACGCCAGCAGCGACUCCUCUUCGUCGUCUUCCUCCUCUCCCUCGUCCAUCGAAGAGGAGGGCGAGGAGGACCGAUCUUUCGCUAAGGACGACGUCCUCAACGACGGCGGUGACCGCACGCUGCACCGGGAAUCAUCGUGGGGCGAUCCCGAUGGCCCCCAAAACGGAGCGGGGGAGGAGAGCACGAAUCCGCUGUCAACGUCAACGCAGGCACGUCUCUCUCGUGGCGGGCAAUGCCGACCGGUCAUUUCAGCUGCGGAUGCGACGACUCCUGCGCUGACAAGUAACGCCGUGACGGUGGCGCGGCGAGCAGCUACGCCAACGUCGGCCACCGCCUCUGCGUCUUCUUCUUUUCUUUCGAAAGCGGUGAAGGCGUCGGAGGUGGUGGCGGCGCCGCCGUUGCCGCUGUCCUCCCGCAGCGGGGAUGCCUCCGGUCCUUUGCCGGCGACUUCGUCCGCCUCUUCAGCUGCCGCCGCGUCGGCCGCGUCCUCCGUGGUGCGGCAGCGGCAGCCGUACCGCAUGCAUCGCAUCGACGAAGGCAACUCGGAUUGCCGCUGCGACGGCGAAGACGGAAGCGGCAGCAGCGGCGACGGCGCAGCCAAAGACGACGACAACGGCGAUGAAAAAGUGCGGAGUACGUCGGCCGGCGGCAUCACGCGUGGGCCACGACGACUCGCCGAUUCCGCGGCGACGCUGCGCACACGCGGCACGAACAGCGCCGGUGCCGCCAGUAGAGAAAACGAUGUAAGCGACAGCGGGUCGUGGCUGGAGAGGAAGGAGCGCCACUCGCCGUCCUCUGCCUCGCCGGCACCGACUGGCGCUGGCUCGCGGCGCCGCCUCGACUUCACCACCGCGUUGGCGGCGGUCGCAGAGAAGCGGCGGCGCGACCGCGAGGCACGCGAGGAAGGGCUCCACAAUAGCGGCGGCGGCAGCUACGAAAGGAACGAGGGCAGCAUUUCUCCUUCCUGUUGCGUGAAGGCGACAAAGGCUAGUUUAGGAAAGGAGAACAGCGGCGCUGCGGGCGGGCGUCGCGGCAUCGUGCGGUCCGGCACCGUUGGCAGCAUCGCCACGGCGCGCACGCCGUCCGGGGUGGAUAGGGAGGAGGACGAGGAGGAAGAACCACGCCUGUUUCGAAAGGCCGGCUUGUGCCCGCGAGAGGAAUAA
Molecule: messenger RNA, 3038 nt
Organism: Leptomonas pyrrhocoris
Lineage: Eukaryota; Euglenozoa; Kinetoplastea; Trypanosomatida; Trypanosomatidae
Exons: 1
Coding region: 501-3038 (845 amino acids)
Source: RefSeq, a predicted model, not a curated record